AGAGGAAUCUGCAACUCCUCUAUCUUUUUCCUUCUGCAUACGUCCGUACCGGGGGAGGCGUUUCUUCGUGGUCUCAACCGCAGAUACAGAUGCCUACUUGAGUACCUACGCAACUACUUUGGGUACGCAUACACAAGUACUCUGCGUGGGUGUCUGCGCAUGUGUAAGAGUGACGAUUAUUAUGACACUGACAGCACAUCGAAGCGGAGUCUGGACAGAAAAAAAAGCCAAGCCGCAGCAGCACGCAACGCGCGCAGCACAUCAGCGCACACUGCAGAUGCAGAUUGUGGCAGCGGCAUGACACCCACGACAUACACGCGCGCAAACAGGGGUGUCGGGGAUGUCUUGAUGCUCAUCCAGGUGCAAGGCAACAGAUAUGUACCCGCGAUGAUGUCUCUCUUGAGGGAAGCAUGGAACCCAACCUGGGAGCCACGAGGUUGCGCCCAAUGUGUAUCCGUAUUAUGUAUCCGUAGGUGGUGGCCGUGUUGGCCCAGGCCCUUUCCGCCUCGUCUGAUGAUGUUUGAUGACCUGCAGCAUACCUAUCACAACGCAACCCGGCAGCAUCCUGUCCUGCCUUCCCGUGCCGAGAGCGAGCCCUACCUAUACCUAUACAUAGUAAUAUGUCUUCUGUAUCCGUACUAUGACAUAGGAGUCCAGCCUCGGAUCUUAUCCUUUGGGUAUCCGUACGGACACAACACUGGAGAAUGA
Molecule: messenger RNA, 708 nt
Organism: Colletotrichum tamarilloi
Lineage: Eukaryota; Fungi; Ascomycota; Sordariomycetes; Glomerellales; Glomerellaceae
Exons: 1
Source: RefSeq, a predicted model, not a curated record